AAAAGUGACAGCAAAAGUUUGCUAGUUCAAAAUGGCGGGGUCGACAAGUGUAACGCGGAUGCUUGAUCGACAUAAAAAUGAUUUUAAUGAAUUAGAUGCUUCAAAAUUAUUACAAAAAUUAGAAUCUAAUGGUGUAAUAACGAAAGAUGAAAAAGCACAGCUCGAUGAAGCUGCUACACCGAGUUCCAGGACCGAAGGAUUAAUAACCAUCGUAAGUCGCAAAGGAUACAGUGCUUUUCAAGAUUUGUGUUUAUCUUUAGAAAGUGUUUGUCCCCAUCUUUUAACAAAGUUUGCUUUGGAUAUAGCUGGUUCAGAACUUGAGGGAUCGAGCAGCACAAAUAAUCUCAAACUUGGCUUACAGUUGGCGUUGAAAGAAAGAGACUCUGUUUUGCGUGAGAAUGCGGCUGCUGUUCAACAAAGAGAGUCGGCCCUGCGUCAGUACAGUGAAAUGAAAAAUGAAAGAGACAGAGCGAUCGCCAACUUAGAAUCUUUGUCGCCAAAACUAUCCAACAGGUAAUUCAAUAAUUACGCC
Molecule: messenger RNA, 532 nt
Organism: Parasteatoda tepidariorum (common house spider)
Lineage: Eukaryota; Metazoa; Arthropoda; Arachnida; Araneae; Theridiidae
Source: RefSeq, a predicted model, not a curated record